Lolium perenne is the source of this 494-nucleotide messenger RNA. RefSeq lists its product as uncharacterized. NCBI's taxonomy places the organism in Eukaryota, Viridiplantae, Streptophyta, Magnoliopsida, Poales, Poaceae. The record is from RefSeq and is a predicted model, not a curated record.
UCACCGGCUGUAUAUAAACACGGCGGGGCUGAGCCACCAAAAUCAGGCAGUUCUGUCACCGGAGCCCACAACGAGGAGACGCGAAAGCAAGCGAAGCUCCGAGCGGCAAUAUACACGCCAUGAUCAGGACACAAGCUCUCCUGCUCGCCUGCCUGCUUGCCGCCGCGCCCCUGUGCCAUGGCAUCGUGGCCUCGCCCGCGUCGAUCGCCGGCGCCGCGGACAAGCUCGCCAUGGGUGGGAUGGAGCUGCGCCGCCCCAUGAUCGACGGCGUGACGGCGGCGAAUCGGUCCGCGGACGAGCAGCAUCCGACGGAGGCAAGCGAUGGGACCGCCGGGCACCGGCUCCACCUGAGCUGGCUCUCCUUGCUCUCGGAAGCGACUUCGCCGCUGGCCCGAGACCAUUCCUUCGUCGAGCAAGGCGUAGUGCUCGAUCACUUGCUCGUCUUCUUGGUGGUGCUCGUCGUCUACAUCUUCCGCUGAUUUGGAGGCAAGCCA